Molecule: messenger RNA, 5021 nt
Organism: Megalops cyprinoides (Indo-Pacific tarpon)
Lineage: Eukaryota; Metazoa; Chordata; Actinopteri; Elopiformes; Megalopidae
Product: sodium- and chloride-dependent taurine transporter-like
Exons: 15
Coding region: 168-2030 (620 amino acids)
Biological process (GO): taurine transmembrane transport; neurotransmitter transport; sodium ion transmembrane transport
Cellular component (GO): plasma membrane
Molecular function (GO): taurine:sodium symporter activity
Source: RefSeq, a predicted model, not a curated record
ACGAGCGCGCAGCGCGCAGCGAGAGCGAAAGCGAAAACGUUUGCUAGAAGCUGCCGCUUUAAGAGGAAGAUCUCCUGUUGCACGGAGAGGCUGGCUGCAAUCGACUUCCAGCCGCCGCACGACAAACCAACACCUACCCUAAGAAUAAAAGAAAAGCUUAACACAGCAUGGCGCAGAAGGAGAAGCUGCAGUGUCUGAAGGACUUCCACAAGGACACGCUGAAGCCGUCUCCCGGGAAGAGUCCCGGCACGCGGCCGGAGGAUGAGGCUGAGGGCAAGCCGCCGCAGCGCGAGAAGUGGGCGAGCAAGAUGGACUUCCUGCUGUCGGUGGCGGGGGGAUUCGUGGGCUUAGGCAACGUCUGGCGCUUCCCCUACCUCUGUUACAAGAACGGAGGAGGUGCUUUUCUCAUCCCCUACACCAUCUUCCUCUUUGGCGGGGGUCUCCCCGUGUUCUUCCUGGAGGUGGCGCUAGGACAGUUCACCUCUGAGGGGGGAAUCACCUGCUGGGAAAAACUCUGCCCCAUCUUCACUGGUAUUGGCUAUGCCUCCAUGGUGGUGGUGUCCUUGCUGAAUGUGUACUACAUCGUGAUCCUGGCGUGGGGCCUGUACUACCUGUUCCAGAGCUUCCAGGCGGAGCUGCCGUGGGCACGCUGCCGGCACUCCUGGAACACGCCCAGCUGCGUGGAGGACACCGUGCGUAGGAACAAGACCCUGUGGCUGGCGGCCAACACCACCAACUUCACCUCCCCUGUCACCGAGUUCUGGGAGCGGAAUGUUCUCAGCAUCUCCAGUGGCAUUGAAGAGGUGGGGUCACUGAAGUGGGACCUGGCACUGUGUCUGCUGGCUGUGUGGAUCAUCUGCUUCUUCUGCAUCUGGAAAGGGGUGAAGUCCACAGGGAAGGUCGUUUACAUCACCGCCACCUUCCCUUUCGUCAUGCUGAUCAUCCUGCUGGUGCGAGGGGUCACUCUGCCCGGGGCUGCCGAAGGCAUCAAAUUCUACCUGUAUCCCGACCUGAGUCGCCUCAAAGACCCUGAGGUGUGGAUCGACGCAGGGACUCAGAUAUUUUUCUCAUAUGCCAUCUGUCUGGGAGCCAUGACAUCACUGGGGAGCUACAACAAGUACAGAUACAACUGCUAUAGGGACUGUUUGCUGCUGGGAGGCCUGAACAGCGGUACCAGCUUUGUCUCUGGCUUUGCCAUAUUUUCCGUCCUGGGAUUCAUGGCGCAGGAGCAAGGGGUGGACAUUGCUGAUGUGGCAGAGUCAGGUCCCGGCCUGGCCUUCAUCGCCUACCCCAAAGCCGUGUCCAUGAUGCCACUGCCCACUUUCUGGGCCAUCCUCUUCUUCAUCAUGCUCCUCCUCCUCGGCCUGGACAGUCAGUUUGUGGAGGUGGAAGGACAGAUCACCUCGCUGGUGGAUCUGCACCCAUCCUUCCUGAGGAAGGGCUACCGUCGGGAGAUCUUCAUUGCUGUGGUCUGCUUCAUGAGCUACCUCCUUGGCCUCACCAUGGUGACUAACGGGGGCAUGUAUGUGUUUCAGCUCUUUGACUACUAUGCAGCAAGCGGAGUGUGCCUUCUCUGGGUAGCAUUCUUUGAAUGUAUCGCUGUAGCCUGGGUUUAUGGUGCUGAUAAUUUCUAUGAUGCAAUUGAAGACAUGAUUGGCUACAGACCAAACCCCUGGAUGAAGUGGAGCUGGACUUUGAUCACACCUAUCCUAUGCAUGGGCUGCUUCAUAUUCUCCUUGGUGAAAUACAAGCCUCUGAUGUACAACAAGGUGUACCAGUACCCAGACUGGGCCAUCGGACUAGGCUGGUUCCUGGCCCUCUCCUCCAUGAUAUGCAUCCCCAUGGUGGUUGUCAUCAAGAUUAUCCAAUCGGAUGGGCCGCUGAUCGAGCGCAUCAAAGCGGUAGCAGCCCCGGCGAAGGCGGGGGCCAGCUCGCGCCCCCCCGACCACCCUGUGAAGAGCAGCAGUUCGGCGUUCCCCCCACAGGGCCUGCUCAGGCCCACCCACACCAUUGUGGAGACGAUGAUGUGACCGCUCUCUGUGAGAGGAAGCACACGACCUGCUUUUCACGCUGUUCCCUCGCUAACGUUGCUAGUCAUAGGAACAGGUUUACAUGGCUACAUACAUAUCUGCACUAGGAGUCGUUUCAUUUUAUACAUUAAAGUUACAUUUCUUUUCUUGGUGUUUUUACUAUUUUUAUUAUGUUGUUGUUGAUAUUGUUGCUGUAGCUAGCAGGAGAAUUGGACUCAGACGUGAGGCAGUGUUUAUAAUAGCAGGAGAAUUGGACUCAGACAUGAGGCAGCGUUUAAAACAGGACUCAAUGCUCUGCUUUACCUCCAUCCUGUGGGUGAUGAAUAAACGUGAUCGUUUUUCCCUUUGGGUGGGGGGGUGAGAGCAGCACUGGAUAUGCUGGGCUGUGCUGACACACCACACCCCAGGCUGCUGUAUGUGUAUGUCAUAGUGUUUGUGCUCAUGUGCUGAGAUUUGUCUUUAAUGUGUAAUUGUUGUUGGCGUUUGUUGUUGAAAAGAGAACUGAAUGUACCUCUUCCAGCAGCUGAAGACACGCUUCUUCUGAGGGCAGGGCUUAAAACACACCCUGUAUUAGGGCUUCCACCUACCCCCCGUGGCUCUGUGCGGGGGGGAGCUGCUUUAGGCCCGAUGUACACAUGAUGGCACCGGCUGUGUAGAGCACAGCUGUCCUGUCCUACAGGGCCACACCCAGUCGGGCUGAUGCAGCCGAUUCGCUGCAUUCAGGGGCGCUGGAGCUGCGCUGGCCUGUGGCUCUGCAGGACUGCAGCUGGACGGAGCGGCUCUGCAGAAAACAGCAUCCUAAAGCAGCCAUCCCAGCACUCUCCUGUUUUUAUCCAAUGUGCUCUGCCUUCAGCCUCACUGCUCUGGCUCUUAUGUUAGUGCGUUUCUGCUCAGAACUGCAGCCAGCAGCCGGGUCACACAGAAGCACACAGCACCAAGCUCCGGUUAUGCUUCAGAGUGGGACAUUAUGCUCUGGCAUAUUUACAUUAAAAUUAAGCAUUUCUGGAAUUAUAGGGAUAUAAAAAGUUUGUUUAGUCAAUCAUUACCCCAUAAUUUCUAUUGGGCAGUGUAUUAGAUAUUUCUCUAAUCAAUAUGAAAACACUAAUAUGCUCUAUAUAUUAGCUCCCCCUGAACUAAAAUGUCAGUUUAAUCCUUAAAUCCAGUAGCCCUUAAAAUACAAACUACAAACGGCACAGUGAGAGAACGCAUCAGUCUGUGUUCUGCCCUGUGUGCAGACCCCUCGGCUGCCUGUCUGUCAGUGAACACCGUCCUGCUGUACAGCCACAGUGCAGACCCCUGGGCUGCCUGUCAGUGAACACCCUCCUGCUGUACAGCCACAGUGCAGACCCCUCGGCUGCCUGCCUGUCAGUGAACACCGUCCUGCUGUACAGCCACAGUGCAGACCCCUGGGCUGCCUGCCUGUCAGUGAACACCGUCCUGCUGUACAGCCACAGUGCAGACCCCUGGGCUGCCUGCCUGUCAGUGAACACCGUCCUGCUGUACAGCCACAGUGCAGACCCCUCGGCUGCCUGUCAGUGAACACCGUCCUGCUGUACAGCCACAGUUCUGCUCUUCUGUCUGCUCGCCUCAUUUAAAGCAAUUAUGAGUUUGUGUUGUAUUUGAUAGUAAAUCAUGUUUGUCUUUUUGUAUCAAACUUUUUUAUACUGUACAGGAGAAAUGCUCUGUAACCAAUAACCAGUUGUGAAGACAGAAAAUUACAUAAAUUAGGUGAACAUUCAUAAAUAUGAAUGAGCAGCCAUGUAAAUGCAGGUAGUGAUGUGCAAUACUUUGUUGUUUUAACUUGCAUUCAUUUGCACUUCAUUUUAAAACAUGAGACAUUUUAUGUCUUUUAAUUACAUAUUCUGCAGUCUACCAUAUGUACACCAUUUCAUGGUGCUUCAUCAAUCAAAUUCAAGUGAAACCCAAAUGCACAAAGCAAUCAAUUCAGGCUGUUCUUCUGAGAGGGUCAGUCUGUUUCCCAGGAAUCACAGACGCACUGUGACAGACAUAAGAAAAACAUUUUUUAUUUUCUGUUCUUGGAUUUUAAUUAUUAACUCAUUAAAGAAAUACUUUGUUGAUGAUGGCGAGGGAUGUAACCUGGAAGCUAAAUAAAACUCUUGGACAACAGGUUUUGCAAUGUCUACAACUUUUUCAAACUAAUAAUAAAUAACUGUCUUUGAAAUGGGCUUCAUGUUUAAAGCAGUGCAUUCAUUCAUUCACCCGUAAUGGCUGAAGCUGAUCUAAAGCUUCUUCCUGGAGGUUCCCAUGUGGCCUACAGCUCUCCUCAUAUCCCAGCAGGUAGUGCAAAUCUGCCCCCAUUGUGAUGUCACAGUAACACUGGUUGUGGAACAUGACCUGCUGAGUCUUAGUGUUGGUGUUUAUUGCCUGUAACAAUAGAUCCUGGAUCACAAUCAAGUUUUACUACAAAAAGGAUGUGGGUCAGAUUAAGUGUGAGCAAGCUGAUCUGAGGUCUGUGGUCACGGGCAGAACAUACUCAGAGUACUGGCAAUUCUUGUUCAUCCUUUGUGUGCCAGUGUACACUGAAUGAGGGUGUGUGUUAUGUAACAGGAUCCAGAUUAAAUGAGUUGUUGUUAAACCUAAGUCAGGGAGAGACAGUGCUGUGAUUUCACCUUCACAGUCUUGCACGGCCCAGGCCCCGACACUGAAACCUGGCUCUGCGCUCAGUGAUUGAUCUCUGCACAGCCCAGGCCCCGACACUGAAACCUGGCUCUGCGCUCAGUGACUGAUCUCUGCACGGCCCAGGCCCCGACACUGAAACCUGGCUCUGCGCUCAGUGACUGAUCUCUGCACGGCACAGGCCCCGACACUGAAACCUGGCUCUGCGCUCAGUGACUGAUCUCUGCACAGCCCGGCUUUGGCAGGACUGAGAAAGUGAACAUUAGGGUCUUCAGAACCAGCUUUACUGAUGAUCUAACAAACACGCAAGCACAAGCGUGCGCACACACACACACACUGACACACACACGCACG